Messenger RNA from Scedosporium apiospermum, 900 nucleotides. RefSeq lists its product as uncharacterized. The record is from RefSeq and is a predicted model, not a curated record. Lineage: Eukaryota; Fungi; Ascomycota; Sordariomycetes; Microascales; Microascaceae. The coding region runs from base 1 to 900 and encodes 299 amino acids. The transcript is spliced from 3 exons.
AUGGCUACUCCAUCAUCAGAUGCCCCAUUCCUCCUUGUUGGCGGCACUGGCACCGUCGGCAGCCGUCUUGCCUCCAUUCUCCAAUCGACGGGAAACAAGGUCCUCAUUGCCUCCCGCUCCGACACCUCCUCUCCCAACAAUAACCAUGUCAAAUUCGACUGGUUCGACGACUCGACGUACUCCAAUGCGUUUUCCCAUCCUCUAGCCGUAUCCUCGGGUGGGCUACGAGGUGUGUACCUGAUUGCGCCGCCGUCCCUGGACAUGGUCGCGGCUAUGAAGUCGUUUAUAGAUCUCUUGAGAUCGAAGGGCGUGCGUCGAUUCGUACUGCUGAGCGCUACGAGCAUCGCAAAAGGCGACCCUAUUCUCACGGGUCUGAUUCAUGAGUAUUUGUAUCAGCUUGGGGAGGCUGGUGAAGUGGAGUGGGCUGUUUCGAGGCCGACUUGGUUCAUGGACAACUUUGUAUCUCAUAAAGCCCGCUUCGAGUCCACGCCCGAAGGCACCUUUGUCUACUCGGCCACUGGACAAGGGCGCAUCCCAUUCGUGGCCGCCGACGACAUCGCAGCAAGCGCCGCGCAGCUCCUCACGGCAGCAGAGCCGCCCAACAAUGACUUUUUGAUUCUCGGUCCAGAGUCAAUUACUUACGGCGACGUGGCUUCGAUUCUUUCCGACGUUCUCCAGAAGCCUGUGGUUCACAAAGACCUCUCGGUCGAGGAGAUGCAGCUUCGGUUCCAGGAAUUUGACAUUCGGGAGGAGUACGCCGCCGUCCUCAGUGCCAUGGAGACGGCGAUCAAGAAUGGCUCGGAGGAUAGAACGAAUGACGCCGUGCUUACUUUAACGGGGAGACCGCCAAAGACGUUUAGGGAGUGGGCGGAGGAAAACAAGUCUGCGUUGGGAGCCUGA